CAUCAACCGUGAUUGGGCGAAAGUCGUGUGGAAGCGCGGCGUUGCUUGCAAGUUUUACCGGUCUCUUUGUGUAAAGAAAUCUCGUACAGGGGCCCAAUUUCACCGUCAACGGGUAGCGAUGAGUUCAAUCGGAACGGGCUACGAUCUCUCGGCGUCGCAAUUCUCGCCGGACGGGCGCGUGUUCCAGGUGGAGUACGCUCAGAAGGCGGUCGAGAACAGCGGCACGGCCGUAGCCCUACGAGGCAGCGACGGAGUCGUCUUUGCCGUCGAGAAGCUUGUCACGUCGAAGCUGUACGAGGCCGGAGCCAACAAGCGCAUUUUCACCGUCGACAAGCACGUCGGAGUGGCGGUUGCGGGGCUCCUCGCUGACGCCAAGCAGGUGGUGGAGACAGCACGUGUGGAAGCAUCCAACUACCGCUCCGAGUACGGGUCAGCCAUCCCACUGAGCUACUUGAAGGACCGUGUUGGGUUGUACAUGCAUGCGUACACGCUGUACAGUGCUGUGCGACCCUUCGGCUGUGGUGUGCUCCUUGGCAGCUACGACGUAGACGGGCCACAGCUCUACUGCAUCGACCCGUCGGGAACAUCGUGGGGCUACUUUGGCUGCGCCAUCGGCAAGGCACGCCAAGCUGCCAAGACCGAGAUGGAGAAGCUGAAUUCAAAGGACCUGGACUGCAGGCAGCUCAUCAAGGAAGCGGCCAGGAUCAUCUACGUUGUCCAUGACGAGGUCAAGGACAAGAACUUUGAGCUGGAGCUCAGCUGGGUUUGCAAGGAGUCUGGUGGGCAGCACCAGUUUGUGCCCGACAGUGUCUACACCGAAGCGGAAACGCAUGCCAAGACCGCACUUGAAGAAGAAUCGGACACAGAUGAGGAUAUGUGAUAAGCUGCUCACCAGGGA
This is a messenger RNA of Rhipicephalus sanguineus (brown dog tick), 898 nucleotides long. It is a transcript of the gene Prosalpha7, whose product is annotated as proteasome subunit alpha type-3. Bases 119 to 880 code for a protein of 253 amino acids. Gene Ontology annotation, cellular component: synapse; proteasome core complex; proteasome core complex, alpha-subunit complex. Lineage: Eukaryota; Metazoa; Arthropoda; Arachnida; Ixodida; Ixodidae. Gene Ontology annotation, biological process: ubiquitin-dependent protein catabolic process. The transcript is spliced from 2 exons. The record is from RefSeq and is a predicted model, not a curated record.